Messenger RNA from Aspergillus fumigatus Af293, 684 nucleotides. RefSeq names its product MYB DNA-binding domain protein. Lineage: Eukaryota; Fungi; Ascomycota; Eurotiomycetes; Eurotiales; Aspergillaceae. The transcript is spliced from 2 exons. The record is from RefSeq and is a predicted model, not a curated record. The coding region runs from base 1 to 684 and encodes 227 amino acids.
AUGAUUGCGUUACAAAACCAGGCUUUCUACCCUCCUGCCAAAGUGGAUAUCUCACUGCUUCUGAAGCCCCAAGAUGAGGAGGAAGCCGGCCCGGUGACUACUACGUCCGCCUUCCCUUCGAGGACCCUCCCUCCAGCUUCCAUGGGCCAAGCGAUGCCUGUCGCAGCCUCGACGCCUUUGUCAUCUGCGCCGCCUCUUACAGCGAAAAUCCCAGCAUCCGUCCCUGCCAAGCGUCUGCAGCCAGCCCAUACAGCCGAGUCCCCGGCCAAGAAGCAAUCGAAGUGGUCCCCCGAAGAAGAUGCACUCAUCAUAGAGCUGCGGGGUAGUGGCAUGAAGUGGGAGGACAUCAGUAAACGGCUCCCGGGCCGAAGCGCUAUCAGCUGCCGUCUGCACUAUCAGAAUUACUUGGAGCGCCGAAGCGAGUGGGACGAGGACAAGAAGAACAAACUUGCAAGGCUAUACGAGAGAAGAGAUGGCCAUUCCAUGGAGAGCCGCGGAGGCUAUGCAUUGGCAACUAGGGGAGCAAGAAAUGGCACGCCGAGCUGGCGUAGUCCCAUUUUCGUUAUCGAGUUCAGCCAUAGAUCCGCCAGCGACCAGAGCUCGCAGGGUCAGUACAUCGUUAUCUCGCCCAAGAAAAGGAUCUGCAUCACGUACUAUUCCUCCGCCGCAACUUCCGUCAGUUGA